AUGGCACAAAAAGCCCCCGCGCUCGUGUUCGGCACUGCUGGUGUUGCAGAGUUCAGUGAUGACCAGGUGCAGGAGAUAUUUGGUAUCCUUGACAAGCACAAUGUCAAACAGCUCGAUACAGCACGAAUCUACGGCUCGAGUGAGGCUGUCUUGGGUCAGUAUGAGGCCCCGAAACGCUAUACUAUUUCCACGAAGUCAGUCGGAUUCUCGCCGGGCUCCAUGGGAAAGCAAGGAGUGCUAGACUCAAUCACAGAGAGCUUCAAGAAUCUCAAUGUUGAGCAGGUCGACAUCUUCUACCUUCACUCGCCCGAUCCAAACACUCCCAUUGAAGAGACGUUGUCUGCCAUACAAGAGAUAUAUGCUGCAGGCAAAUUUAAGAGGUUCGGGCUCUCCAACUACAGACCCGACGACGUUCAGAAAAUCUACGAUAUUCAAGCCAAGGCCAACUCCGUGCUCCCUUCCGUCUUUCAGGGAAAUUAUAGUGCUGUUUCCCGCCACAUCGAGUCCGAUCUCUUUCCCCUCCUCCACAGACUCAAGAUGAGCUUCUACGCCUACUCUCCAAUUGGAGGCGGGUUCUUGGUGAAGGACUCAAAGCAAUUGCGGGAACAGGCAUACGAGGGACGCUUUGGGAAGAACUCGAGAAUUGGAGACAUGUACAUCAAGAUGUACACCAAGCCUAGCAUGCUUGAAGCGCUGGAUCAAUGGGCAGUGAUCGCCAAAGAUGCUGGAAUCACGAAAGCGUCGCUGGCGUACCGAUGGAUUGCGUACCACAGUGCUCUGAAGGCAGAAAAUGGGGAUGCUAUCAUUAUCGGUGCGAGCAGGCCGAGCCAAGUCGAAGAAACUUGCACGUAUAUUGAGGAUGGCCCUCUAGAUUCAGAGAUCGCGCGGAGAGUGAACGCUCUUUGGAAGCAGAUUGAGAAGGACGCGCCGAUUGAUAAUUGGAACAGCUACGCGGGUAUCAAGGCUUCAUCGUAG
Messenger RNA from Drepanopeziza brunnea f. sp. 'multigermtubi' MB_m1, 975 nucleotides. RefSeq lists its product as uncharacterized. The record is from RefSeq and is a predicted model, not a curated record. Lineage: Eukaryota; Fungi; Ascomycota; Leotiomycetes; Helotiales; Drepanopezizaceae.